ACUAGAAAUUCUUGUAGGAGAUUUUUCACAGUAAUUAAUUUAGAAUUUAAUAAAUAUAGUGUUAAUACGAAGUUACGCUUAUGAAUUCUAAUGCCUUAUGCCGGUGCUGCCUGGCACGGCCACCGGACAAGGAUCUGAGGUCGCUUUACUCGUGUGAACGACUGAACAAAGCUGAAGUGUAUGGGGACAUGCUAAAGGAAUGUUUCGAAAUUCAUUUUUCGCUGGAGGGCUGCGACAGUGAUAAUGGUAUAUGUGAGGUGUGUGUCGCGAGGCUGCGUGAUGCCUGGGACUUCAAGCGCCAGGUGAUGCAGUGCCAAGAGGAGUUCAAGCUGAAGUUGAUGGAGCUUGCAGUUGAUGGCAAGGAUGAAUUACCCAAAAUCAAAGAAGAAUACUCGGAUGACGACGAGAAUGGUAUUUAUUUUUUAGAACCGAAGGAGGAACUUUCGGACUUUGAAGAUCUUAAAGAUAAGGAUAAGUUGGCAGAAUUCCUCGGCCUUGAUGACGUUCCACUCAAGAGAAGAGAAAAGAAGAGAACCAGCAAGAAACGGCUGCUUCUCGAUAAGAAGAUUGACCGAAAGUCGAAGAACCAUAUCAAGCCUACAAUAAAACUAUCCCUAAGGACUUUAUCCCAAAUCGAGAAACUCAGCGUGCCCAAUAUAAGAUUCAUUAGCGACAAUCAAAAGCAUAGUAACAACGUGCAGAACCUAUUGAAAUACUCCAACUGUACGCCGUUCUCCAAUAAAACAUUAGCGGGAAUCGUUUGCGCGUACUGCAAAGAAACGUAUCCCACUCCUGAAGAAUUGAGACUGCACACGAACGACAAACACAAGAAGGAGGACCUAAACUUCAAUAAGCGUCUCGACAAAAGCAAUUUAUCGAUAAAAAUGGACAUAAACGAUCUUAAGUGCGCACUGUGCGAACAAAAUUUCGACGUAAUAUCGAAUCUGAAGAAACAUCUCACUAAAGACCACGACGUCAAAUUCUAUCCGGACAUUAACGAUUACAUAAUGGAGUUCAAGUUAACGAGCACAGAAAUACUGAACUGCGCGCUAUGCCACUCCACUUUUGAGACUUUCAAAAUGCUUUUGCAACACAUGAACGGCCAUUAUCGGAAUUAUAUAUGCGAUGUUUGCGACUUGGGUUUCAUAAACAAGCACAGAUUAAAAAACCACCAGAGGACGCACGAGACGGGCAACUUCAAAUGCGCGUUCUGCGAAAAGGUGUUCAGCACACGCGUCAGGAAGGUCUGCCACGAGAAAUACACGCAUAACACAAACGCCAGAUACACCACGAACUGUCCUCACUGCGAUCAAUCUUUCACCAGCUACUACCAAAGGAAUCGGCAUAUGUUCAAAGAGCACAACAUCGCCGCAGCGACGUACAGAUGCAAUAUAUGCGAUAAAUCCUUCAUACUAAAAUCCAAAUUGACAUCGCAUAUAAAAAAAGUCCACCUUAUGGAGAGAAACCAUAUAUGCGCGGAGUGCGGGCAAGGCUUCUUCAUAAAGCAGUCUCUAGACGAGCAUAUGAUAAAGCAUAACGGGGAGAGGGUGUUCAAAUGCACGGUGUGCAGUAAAGCGUACGCGCGGAAGAAAACAUUGCGGGAGCAUAUGCGGAUACACAAUAACGACCGCAGGUUUAAAUGCGGCGCGUGCGGACUCGCGUUUGUGCAGAAGUGCAGUUUGAAGAGCCAUAUGCUGUCGAACCAUGGGCUCACACUGGCGGAGUAUGAGAACGCUAAAAGCGAGCUGAAUAGCCCGUAGGAGUUUACAAAUGUGCCGUUAACCGCAAAAGUUUGGCUGCCACCGAAACCGAGAUAUUUGAAUCCUUUAACGGUAACUUAACUGUGACUUAACGGUAACUUAACGGUGAAUUAACGGUAACUUAACGGUGACUUAACCGUAACCGAGAGAUUUGAAUGCUUUGACGAAAAAAUAACGGUUGCCGUUGACAAAAGUAGUUACUUAUCCCUUAAAACUGGGAAUUUGAAGUUGAAACAGAAAGAUUUGAAUCCUUUAACAGCUAGGUAACGGUUGCCGUUGACAGAACUUGUUGCUUUUCCGUUGGAACCGGGAGUUUUGAAGUUGAAAUCUAGAUUUGAAUUCUUUAACAGCUAGGUAACGGUUGCCGUUGACGAAAGUCGUUGUUUAUCUGUUAAAUCCUUUAACAGCUAGUUAAUGGUAGUGGCCAUUGCAACCGGUAGUUUGGAAGUUACGUUGCCCACUCGUUCACACCGCGUUGCUAUGACACUAGUCGUGACCUCGUUGACAACUCUUUAACGACGUAUUGUCAAAAGACGUGUGGUCGUUGCCGAGCUGUAGACUGGUUUAGAACACGUUAUCUGCUCUCUAGAAAACGACGUGUUGACGGUGUCUUGUCAACGGCUGUCAUUUGCUUCCAAUGAAAAAUCAACAGUAUGUACAUAUAAAUAGUAGCAAUGAAUAAAUUAAUUAGGUACUAAUCCAUAAGGAAAUGUCACAAAAAUACGGUUGUCGAGUUUUUUUUAAUGUUUUUAUUGUUUCAAAGUUUAUAUAUUUUUUGACAGCUGUCAAUUUGUAAAAUGGUCGUGCAUUAACACAGGAAUUACUGUUUGGUAACUCGCUCUUAUGUAACCCAUAAAGUUAUUUGUUGUUGCAAUAAAAAAAAAUUAUAAUAAAUUUUAUUUUCAAUAAGGUAACACUGAAAAUGGCUGUGUAGUAAAAAUAUUAUAUUUUAUGAAAAUUAAACUAAAUUUGCUAUGCUUCGCGAACAGC
Molecule: messenger RNA, 2750 nt
Organism: Pararge aegeria (speckled wood butterfly)
Lineage: Eukaryota; Metazoa; Arthropoda; Insecta; Lepidoptera; Nymphalidae
Product: zinc finger imprinted 3-like
Exons: 5
Coding region: 81-1760 (559 amino acids)
Biological process (GO): regulation of DNA-templated transcription
Cellular component (GO): nucleus
Molecular function (GO): RNA polymerase II cis-regulatory region sequence-specific DNA binding; DNA-binding transcription factor activity, RNA polymerase II-specific; zinc ion binding
Source: RefSeq, a predicted model, not a curated record